Molecule: messenger RNA, 1459 nt
Organism: Petromyzon marinus (sea lamprey)
Lineage: Eukaryota; Metazoa; Chordata; Hyperoartia; Petromyzontiformes; Petromyzontidae
Source: RefSeq, a predicted model, not a curated record
UGUGUGUGUAACCUAUGUGUCUGUGUGUGUGUGCUCUAGGAGGGUGAGUGGGUUGUACGAGCUGAGGCUGUGUCGCCCGGUGGAUCCCGGGAGUCCAGGCACGGCGCGACGUACCCGCCGCGUCGUCGACUCGGCCAGCGGCUACGUGCGUGGCCAGGAGAACCUGGGCUCGUGGAGGCCCCGGGCCGACAGCCUGCUGCUGGAGCACCAGUGGGAGCUGCAGCGCUUGCAGCGCAUGCACGAGGUGGAGCGAACUCGCCACUUCCUGUCUCUCCGCGACAAGCUGACCCACGGCUGCCCCCACAAAGCGGGCCCCCCUCCCUCGGCGCUCGACUCCCCCUCCCGGGCCCCCCAAUUGGACCACCGCCGCAACCGCCACCAGCAGCAGCACCACCAGCAGCACCACCAGCACCAGCAGCAGCAGCAGCUCCUGCACGGUGACCAUGGCGACCACCACGACGACCACGACCACGACGACCGCGACGACGACGACGACGACGCCGGGGGGCCGGGCGCCCCCCAACUUGGGGGCCCCCCCUCCGGCCGCAGGGACGUGGGCACCUGCACCCCCGGAGGGGGUGGGGCCGGGGGGGGCCCGGGGGGCCCGGGGGGCCCCGGCUGCGGGGGAGGCGGAGGAGCGGGGGUGGAGGAGUCGGCCCUCGUGAGGUCCUGCGACUGCCUCCACGACAGGGAGAGGGCCCUCGUGCUCAAGUGUCUGAAGCUCAUGACGCACACGUUCAACCGCACGCAUGGAACCCUGCACGGGAGCUUCAGUUGCCUCAAGCUGUCGGAGUCAUCUAGCAGUGGAGUGGGACUGGGAGGAGGUGGCGGAGCUGGAGGAGGCUCCUCCCACGGCUCCUCCUCUGACUCCGCCCCCGGGACUCCAUCCCCCCCACUCUCUCAUCACGUGUGUGAGCACGGGCUGGUGAGCGAGGUGAGCGAGGUGAGCGAGGUGGUGAGGAGCGAGCUGCCGCUCCUCGUCGCCGAGGAGAGGGGGAGGGAGGCGGUGGCCGACGGCGGCGGCCGCUGCGUGGCGCGGGUGAGCGAGGUCCGGCUGAGCCCCGUGGUGACCAAGAGCGGCUACCUGAACGUGCUCGAGUCCCCAGCGGGCAUCUGGACCCGCCGCUGGCUGUGCGUGCGGCGGCCGUUUGCACUCCUCUACAACGCGGAGAGCGACCGCUGUGAGCGUGGGGCCCUGGACCUCCGGGCUGCACGCGUGGUGCAGCAGCACGGGCAGGAUCGGCAGGCCUCACUCACGACCCCGUUCACGUUUGCGCUCUGCACACAGCACCGCGGGCUGCUGCUGCAGGCCUCCAGCUCCCGCGACCUGCAGGAUUGGCUCUACACAUUCAACCCCCUGGCCGCGGGGACUUACAGGUCCAAGAUGGGCAGUCGCCGUCGCUCCAGCGACUUCUCCACCUGAGGCGGCCCCUCCCCCAACCCCCCUAACCCCGCCCCC